Malania oleifera is the source of this 1276-nucleotide messenger RNA. RefSeq names its product protodermal factor 1. NCBI's taxonomy places the organism in Eukaryota, Viridiplantae, Streptophyta, Magnoliopsida, Santalales, Ximeniaceae. The coding region runs from base 90 to 1073 and encodes 327 amino acids. The transcript is spliced from 3 exons. The record is from RefSeq and is a predicted model, not a curated record.
CAAUGCUCAUUCACUGAUUCACAUUCUGAUCACACCAACCCUCUCCUUAGCUUUCAUUUUUCUCAUUGGCUUUUCUCCCCUGCAGCUUCAUGGAUUCCCAGCACAAGUUCCUCCUUGCAGCUUUUCUCAUUCUUGCUUCAGCCAUUGGUGGAGCUCAAGCAUAUGCCAUGGUUAGUGGCACUGUGUUCUGCGACCAGUGCAAGGAUGGUCAGAUAUCCCUCUUUGAUUAUCCCCUCAAUGGAGCAAAAGUCAUGGUGGCUUGUGCAGACAGCAAUGGGCAAGUCACAAUGUGGAGAGAAGAGACCACAAAUUGGUUUGGAUGCUACUCCAUGAAGUUUGAUGGUACCCCAGACUUGAGCAGCUGCUAUGCCCAGGUUUCAGGCAGCGGCCAAGGAUCGAAAGGCUGCGGUGCAGCUCCUGGUCCUGCCCAAAAUCUCAGACUAACAUUUAGUAUGUUUGAUAUGGAGAUUUACACGGUGGAUUCUUUGCUUUCUCAGCCUGCUCAGCCCAUGUCCUUCUGUCCAGGGUCAAGUAGCCCUGCGCCAGGACCAGUGACCCCUACGAGGCCUCCAACCCCUUAUGUACCUGCACCAGUGACGACUCCGCCGUCCACGAAUCCUCCAGUCUUUAGGUUACCACCAAUGCCUCAUCUGCCACCGUUGCCUCGAUUGCCUCCAAUGCCACCCGUACCCUUCUUGGAAGCUUCAGCUUGUCCAUUCGAUAAAUGGACAAUGACCCAGUACAAAUGUUACUGGAAGGUGUUGAGCCCUGGCAGCAAAGUAGCUCUAGUUUUCGGACCUGUCGUGGCAAGGAGAUACGGGACGGACAUUACCCUCUGGAAGGGCCUGCAAGGGAAGGGAGACCCUUAUAGGACUCUCCUCAGGGAAGGGACAACAGCACUUCUCAACUCCUACAACAGUCUUCAAUUCCCAUACCACACACUUGGAGUGGUCCAACACAUGAACUGGGCCUUGAUGGGAUCUCCUAAGGAUGUACUCCUUACAGCUCUGAGGUUUAAGAGGGCUAAUUCUGGAUCCAGCAACGUUACCUGCAAAUUCACCCCUUGCAAGUGAUCUUGCUCCAUUAAAAUCCAUAUAGGGUGCAAUUAUAUAAUUCUAUACUUCAAUCUAACAUAGAAUGUACUUGGUUUCUAUUGCUAUAUGCCAUCAUUAGUAUCUGCUUUUCCAUAUUAUUAUUGGUGAAUGGUAAUUGGGUCUUCAAGGAUUUUUCUAUUUAUGUAAAUUGGAAGGGUAAUGGUUUUGCAAGUUUUGAACUU